AUGGCCGACAAUCCGGACCCUCAAUCAAUAUGCUUUGUGCCAUUACAUCACUUCACAACUAGAUCUCAGCCCAAAAUGCUCAUUACCCUCUCGUUAAACAAGAUCUUGGAAGGACCCCAAUACAAAAUAUGCUGUCAAUGA
This is a messenger RNA of Colletotrichum truncatum, 141 nucleotides long. Lineage: Eukaryota; Fungi; Ascomycota; Sordariomycetes; Glomerellales; Glomerellaceae. The record is from RefSeq and is a predicted model, not a curated record.